This is a messenger RNA of Ceutorhynchus assimilis (cabbage seed weevil), 3005 nucleotides long. Lineage: Eukaryota; Metazoa; Arthropoda; Insecta; Coleoptera; Curculionidae. The record is from the annotation of a GenBank genome assembly.
GCAAAUUCAAAAUUCUAGGGCAGCCUUUAAAGUGUCAUUUGUCAUUUAAUAGAUGACGCUGACAGCAGUGACAGUUGCAGAGUGGUGUUUUUGUAAUUUGGUGAAUUUUUUCUCAAAUUUUUUAAAAAAUAUUUAAUUAAUACACAUUUCCAUAACUUCAAAAUUAAACUUCAACCACAUUACAAUGGCCGCAAUGAGAUCAAUGUCCCGUCUUUUGACCAGCAGGGCUUUAAAUACCACCAUCCGACGGGGCUACGCUGAAGAAAUGAACUUUACUUUUGCUGCUGGAAACCAAGUAUUUUAUGAUGGAAAAAGUGUAAAACAAGUUGACGUACCAUCAUUCUCAGGCAGUUUUGGUAUCCUCCCCAAACACGUCCCCACUUUGGCUGUCCUCAAACCCGGAGUAGUUUCUGUAUACGAAGAGGAUGGUGGUGUCAAAAAAAUCUUUGUAUCCAGUGGUACAGUUACUAUUAAUGAAGACUCUUCAGUACAGAUUUUGGCUGAAGAAGCACAUCCAAUAGAAAAUAUUGAUGCUUCAGCUGCUAGAGAACUUCUCACUAAAUCACAAAGUCAACUUUCUUCAGCGGCCAACGAUCAAGCUAAAGCUGAAGCAGAAAUCGCCAUUGAAGUUUCAGAAGCUUUAGUAAAAGCUGCUGAAUAAAUUUAAGUCUCAACAAAUUCACUGUUAAUAUAUCUAAGAUAGUGUCUGAUAACUUUUUUGUUUAUAAUUAUGUACUUCUUUAUUUAAGAAAUAAAAUUCUUGUUAAAAAAUAAGGGAGUGAACUCUGCGCCUACCGGUAGGUCCUGUUUGUUUCAUUGAAUGUAUAUGUAUAACCUUCACUGAAACAUUAUGGUAGGUCUCAAAUUGCCACAUGAUAUAACACCUAUCAGUAGGUACUGUUUAUAAAAAGAAUCCUGCACAGGGACUCUGUGUCAUGUAGAAUUUUACAUAUCGACAGGUAUCUAGGCAGUGAGGCAUUCAAUAUUUUUCGAUAUGUCGAAUUCUACAUGAGACGGAGUCUCGCCGCUGAGCCUACCGGUAGGUUCAUACUAAUUUAAGAAUCCAUCACCUACCUACUUUUUAUUGAUACCUACCUUACCUAACCAUACCUGCAUUCACAAGAAGGUGGAGAGUGAAGAAGGUGAUAUAUUUGAAAAAGGUUUUGCACAUUCCUGGUGGAUAUACGCUCCCGAGAAUUUUCUCUUUGAAGUUUGGCGAGCGGAGCGAGCAAUCAAGAGACUCAAAAAUAAUUUCAAUUUCAAGGUGAUAUACCUAUUUAAUAAAGGUUUUUCACUUUUUUGGUGGAUUUACGUUUCCGAGCAGCAGGGUAUUCUCUUUGAGAUUCUUCGAGCAAUCGGAGAGUCAAAAAUAAUUUCAUGGUGUAUGCAGAACGAUUUUCAAUAGGUUGUCUUGUAAAAUGAAGCAGAUUCCAAACAUCAACAAGCUUAAAGCCCAAAUUAGAAAGAUGUUUGGUACUAAUAAAGGCUUAUUUGUCAGUGGACAAAUUUCUUAAUGACGAUUCUACAAAUAAACAAAAUUUUAUUAACCCAUUUAGCAUUAGCAAGAGCUGACUGGUGGGAUAUAUGGAUUCUAAAGUAAUAAAACACCUUUCAGUAGGCGCUUGAUCAAUUGAUGAAAAAGGAACCUACCGUAGGUGUACAAUCGGUGGAUGAAAAAGGGCCUACUGGUAGGCGUACGAUCGUUGGAUGACAAAGAACCUACCAGUAGGCGUAGGGUUCACUCCCUUAAAAAAAUAAUUCCAGACUCUUAUUACAGCUCAACAUUUUAAUUUGAAAAAAAUAUUUUUAUUAUUUUCCUUUAUGCUUAAUUUUUCACAAAUUUUAAAAUACAAUUACAUAUUAUCUUACAUAAAUAUCAAUAAGUUAAAAAUAAAACUGAUUUCUAAUACUAUGUACUGUAACUGCAAUAAAAAUAUUGCUAAAUAUUUAUAGUAAUUAGAAAUAACUUAUUCACAAAUUAAAUCUGCAUAAUCAACAUAAUUUAAUAAAAAAUAUAAGUGUUUUUGUACUUAAAAAUAUUUCUAAAAAGUUACAUAAUUAUUAAAAAUACUAUAUAUAAGCUUAAAUCUAAUAUAAUAAUUAAGUACUGACCACUAAUUGUGUAGAAAAAGUGGCACACCUAGCGAUAUUUACAGCAUCAAAAAGGCCUGCUUUUUGGUGUAUCUUUGGAUAAAUCGCUAGAUACCUAACAAAAAUAUGGCACCAAUACUGGAAAUAUAAUUUGAUAAUGGGCGAUAAUAAAUUACAUAAUGAUAUAAAGUGUGUAAAAUUAGGAAUUAAAAUUUAUUAUUUCGAGUCCUAACUAAGAAUUUGUUUUUGGUCACUUAAAACCUAAUCGCCUUAAUAAUAAAGAUCACAUUUUUCUUUGUUUAGUUCCAUUUCUAUUGAUCCUUUUUUUCUGAUGCAUCACCGUUUUGGAUAAUUAACUCUGAGGCAAAUCUAGACAAACAAAAAAAUCUAAUUAUACAACCAAAUGAAUCAUCCAAAAUAUCUUCUCACCUAUCUUUAUUCUUUUCAUACGCUUCCUUAGCAAUCGCUUUCAAAUUCUCCUCCAUUGCUGCUCCAGUCUGAGCUACCAUUUUCGCAAAAUAACUGGAGGGAUUUUGCAACAACUCGUGAGGAGGAGCAAACUCCACAGCUCUCCCAGCAUCCAUCACCAACACCUUAUCAUAAUCCAUAAUUGUAUUAAGUCUAUGGGCUAUAGUAAUAACUGUGCACUUAUCAAAUGCUUCCCUAAUAGUUUUUUGAAUUAAAGAAUCAGUGUGUCUGUCUACAUUUGCAGUAGCCUCGUCCAUAACCAAAACUUUAUUAUUACGCACUAUAGCUCUAGCUAAACAAAUCAAUUGACGUUGGCCUGCACUGAAGUUACCACCUCCUUCGCUUACAGCAGUGUCUAGGGAGACACCAUUUUGUUUUAAUUCAACACGUUCUAAGGCUUUCCACAGUUGUUCGUCUGAACAUUUACCAAAUGGAUCCAAGUUAUA